GUGAAGGCCAAUGGGCCGAGAAUACGAACUAUAAAGCGCGCAGAUCCAAAACCCAAAUGUUCUAAGUCGCACUCGAACUCAAACUAGAUCUCUCGGGUGAAUCUGCACUGAUUCCAACACCGAGGAACACUAAGGUCGAGCUGAGUUGAUGCAAUAUGAAGUUUAACAUUGCAAACCCUACUACUGGCUGCCAGAAGAAGCUCGAGAUCGAUGACGAUCAAAAGCUCCGAGCUUUUUUCGACAAGAGGAUCUCACAGGAGGUCAGUGGAGAUGCUCUGGGCGAGGAAUUCAAGGGCUAUGUUUUCAAAAUUAUGGGUGGUUGUGACAAACAAGGCUUCCCAAUGAAGCAGGGAGUGUUGACUCCUGGUCGUGUUAGACUUUUGCUUCAGAGAGGAACCCCAUGCUUUAGAGGCUACGGAAGGCGCAAUGGAGAGCGUAGGAGGAAAUCUGUUCGUGGAUGCAUUGUUAGUCAAGAUCUCUCUGUCUUGAAUUUGGUUAUUGUUAAAAAGGGUGAGAAUGAUCUACCUGGAUUAACAGAUAGUGAAAAGCCAAGGAUGAGGGGUCCAAAGAGGGCUUCCAAGAUUCGCAAGCUUUUCAACCUAUCUAAGGAGGAUGAUGUUCGCAAGUAUGUGAACACCUACCGAAGAAACUUCACAACAAAAAAUGGGAAGAAAGUUAGUAAAGCUCCAAAGAUACAGAGGCUUGUUACUCCGUUGACACUACAGAGGAAGCGUGCUAGAAUUGCUCAGAAGAAGAAGAGAAUUGCGAAGUCCAAGGCUGAUGCAGCUGAGUAUCAGAAACUUCUGGCCAGCAGGUUGAAGGAGCAGCGGGAGCGUCGUAGUGAGAGCUUGGCAAAAAGAAGAUCCAAGCUUUCUGCUGCUUCAAAGCCAUCCGUUACUGCAUAAAGUGGUUUUCUACUUUUGGUGAUCCAUUAUGUCACCACUCAGUUUUUGGUAGUUUUCAAAUUUGCUCUGAGUACUUUGGCAAAUGUUUAUUUUAUGUUUUAGGUCUACAAAAUGGGUGUUUCUGUUUUGGCUAGUGGCCAACGAUUGAUCUUUUUGAUUGAAUAAUUUGCCAUUUUGAAAUUAUUGAGCAUAUGAGCCUUUGAUAGUGA
Mangifera indica (mango) is the source of this 1114-nucleotide messenger RNA. Its product is annotated as 40S ribosomal protein S6-like. NCBI's taxonomy places the organism in Eukaryota, Viridiplantae, Streptophyta, Magnoliopsida, Sapindales, Anacardiaceae. Gene Ontology annotation, cellular component: ribosome. Gene Ontology annotation, biological process: translation. Bases 156 to 905 code for a protein of 249 amino acids. Gene Ontology annotation, molecular function: structural constituent of ribosome. The record is from RefSeq and is a predicted model, not a curated record. The transcript has 6 exons.